Messenger RNA from Nerophis lumbriciformis (worm pipefish), 2883 nucleotides. The record is from RefSeq and is a predicted model, not a curated record. Lineage: Eukaryota; Metazoa; Chordata; Actinopteri; Syngnathiformes; Syngnathidae.
AUGCCCCCUGAAGCCCCACCCCUUCUCUACUUUAUCUCCUCUCGCCUGGGCUGUCAGGGACAACAAAACCAGCCUCCCUCCGUGGCUUUGCCUCUGGAUCUCAAGAUGCAACUGACCAAAAUGAGACAGGAAGUGCUUUGCCACGCCACUUUGGUUGCCAUCGCUCUGCUCGUUUUCCCGUCAUCGUCGAUCGCCCAGGACCAGCAAGAUGAUACACACCGUCUACAUGUGACGAUCACGUCGGGUCAAGACACUCAAGCUGAACUGGGCGCCACGCUUACAUUGACCUGCCUGGUGUCUCUAGACGGGUCACCGCCCGCCCCCUCAACCAACGGCCGGCACGCCGUUUUGUCUCUUCCACAAGUCAGGUGGAGCCUGGUCAGAUACGCUGAAGGAGAGGAGACUGAGAUCAUAUCGGCCCGUGGUGACAAUGUGGUGGUAAGCGCGGCCUACCGGGACCGAGCCUCGCUGCCACGUUAUGCCGUCUCUCCGGCUGAUCUGACCCUCCGACUGGACGGGUUGAGGUACAGUGACGCCGGCAAAUACCGGUGCCAGGUGCGGCAGGGACAAGAAGAAGACUCUGAUGUCACGGAGGUGCAGGUCAAAGGUCUGGUGUUCCACCGUGGGGACCGGUCCAGAACCCUUAGGGACUUCACCUUCGAGCGGGCCCGAGAGGCCUGCAAGGAGGUAGGGGCCCAAAUAGCCACGCCAGAGCAGCUGCUGGCGGCCUACCACAGCGGAUUCGAGCAUUGCCACGCAGGCUGGCUCUCAGAUCACUCGGUCAGAUCUGUUGUUCAGAAGCCAAGAGAGGACUGCUUGGGAUUCCCAGAAGGCCUUCCGGGCGUGCGGACCUUCGGAACGCUGGCACCUCAGCAGCCGCUUGACGUCUACUGCUACCUGGGCCCUGUCGAAGUCGGUGAGGUGUUCUGUUGUUCGGCCUCCCAUGGUUUCACCUUCAAGGAGGCCAAAGCGUACUGCCUAAGCAACGGUGCAGAGCUUGCGAACCCUACUCAGCUGUACACCGCUCCCAACCAUGGACCUAAGAACUGCAGCUUAGGGUGGCUGAAGGAUGGCAACGUGGGCCAACCGUGGGAGUGCUGUGGGGAAACGCCUAGCAACCAGACGGAUUUCCCCGAGGCUGCCAUCCGCCAUAACGUCUACUGCUUCAGAAAUGACUCCACUUCAUCAUCACCAUCUCCUCUCACCACUAAGUCAGAGCGUGUCAGCCAUCUUCUCACCACAACGACCCAGUCCUGGACUUCAGAUGAUCCUCGCUCUGCACCUGAGAGUCAUUCAGCAUCUAAUGCCAGUCCGGAGUUACUCACUGAGGCAACAUCUAGAGCAGACGAGCCAACCACCCCCUCAGAGGAUUACCAGAAGACUCGAAACAUGGAUUUGACAUCACCUCACACCGAAGAACCGAGUUCCUCUACAACCGUGUCGCCCAUUUUGGUUAACAAAAAAGCACCUGAAGACCAUACAGAACCUGGAGAGGAGAACCUGACAUGCAACUGCUUGGUUACUACGGAAACCAAAAUAAUCACCUCAUCAGACCCAUUACUGCAUUCAAGUGAGCUCUCUGUUGCGACAUUGACGCCAGCGACACCAACAGUUGAGGUCGUCACAUCCUCCAAAUCACAUGGAACCUCCUCUAGCUCCCUCUCAGAGGUGCGCACCUCCGUUCCACGCAGCACAGACCAUGCGGGACUCCUGGAAGCAGUCCAGGAUGGUACCACACACCAAGCUACAAGGGAAACUUCUACCAAAGUGUCAGAUGAUUGGUUGGAAAGGACUUCACAAGGAAAUCCAGAACUGAAACAGACAAACUCGUCAGAGCUCCACACCGAUCUCGAAACACAGACUACUGCCUUCACACAACAGGACUCUGGAUUGCACACCGAGUCCAGCACUGCAAUUCCUCUUACGCGGCAUGAAGCCAUCAGCACAACCAGUGGACCAGAAGGAGGACAUGAAGAGAAAAACACUCAUGUGGUCUCAGUUAAAAAAUGCUUAGGGUGUCACCUUAAAGACCACAGUUUGACGACCGACCCGACUGCAAACUUUGAAAAAUCCACAGCCAUGGCUGCAAAACAAGGAGUCAUUUUUGACCUGUGCGGUGGGAGACCAUGUUUAAAUGGCGGCACAUGCCUGGACGGCGAGACGCCCAAGUGCCUCUGCCUGCCCGGGUAUGGCGGCACCUUCUGCCAGUCAGAUUUGGAGUUGUGUGAGGCCGGUUGGGUGAAGUUUCAAAGCUUUUGCUACCGUCAUGUGAAAACACGGCAGAGCUGGGAGGGGGCGGAGCAACACUGCCGGAUGAUUGGAGGGCACCUCAUGUCCAUUAUGAACCCUGAGGAGCAGCACUACAUAAAUGAAAAAUAUCGGGAAUAUCAGUGGAUCGGACUGAAUGACAAAACCAUCGAGGGAGAUUUCCGCUGGUCUGACGGCAACCUGCUGAUUUAUGAGAACUGGCACAGAGGUCAACCCGACAGUUACUUCCUGUCCGGCGAAGACUGCGGCGCCAUGGUUUGGCACGACGGGGGGCGCUGGAGCGACGUUCCCUGCAACUACCAUUUGCCAUUCACCUGCAAAAAGGGCGUCUCGUCCUGCGAUGAGCCUCCGACGGUUCCCAACGCCAAGCCGUUCGGUAAGACGCGGGCACGUUACGAGACCUUUGCCAAGGUACGCUACCGCUGUGACGCGGGCUUCGUACAGAAGUUCCACCCGGUCAUCAGUUGCCUGCCCAGCGGACGGUGGGAGGAGCCGGCAAUCAUCUGCUUGCCUGCUGAUUCACUCGUUUCCCAGCGACUCGGUACAACUACUCAGCCACGUCACGAGGGGUCAUCAGUGAAGGUCAUCACGGAGGUCCACACACAAAACAGCUAG